Molecule: messenger RNA, 9836 nt
Organism: Lutra lutra (Eurasian river otter)
Lineage: Eukaryota; Metazoa; Chordata; Mammalia; Carnivora; Mustelidae
Gene: MXRA5
Product: matrix remodeling associated 5
Exons: 7
Coding region: 155-8710 (2851 amino acids)
Cellular component (GO): extracellular region
Molecular function (GO): protein binding
Source: RefSeq, a predicted model, not a curated record
GAGGCGUGGACUCGGGGAAGCCUCUCGGCGACGCGAAUAAAAGGGAGACGGCUCGCCGCGCCGAGCUGGGAAGCCUCGCUGCCUCGCCCCCGGCUCGGGAAGGGCAUGGCCCCGGCGGACCCCCGGAGGUGACUCGCGCGCCCCGGCCCCGCAGAUGCUCAGGGCGUCCCGCUCCCGUGUGUCGCGGCUUCCAAAGGACAGGUGUCCAGGAACCACGCCCCGGGACAAGAUGCCGGCGCAGGCGCAUUGGCCAGCCCUCUCCGUGGUGCUGAUCCUGCUCUGGGGGCAUCCUCGACCCACGCUGGCCUGUCCUCAUCCUUGCACCUGCUACGUUGCUAGCGAGGUCCACUGUACGUUUCGCUCCCUCGCUUCUGUGCCCGCUGGGAUUUCUAAACAUGUGGAAAGAAUCAAUCUGGGAUUUAAUAGUAUACAGGCUUUGUCAGAAACCUCAUUUGCGGGACUGACCAAGUUGGAGCUCCUCAUGAUUCACGGCAAUGACAUCCCCAGCAUCCCCGACGGGGCUUUAGGAGACCUCAGCUCGCUCCAGGUUUUCAAGUUCAGCUAUAAUAAGCUGCGCGUGAUCACAGGGAAGACCCUACAGGGACUCUGGAGCUUAAUGAGGCUGCACAUCGACCACAACAAGAUUGAAUUUAUCCACCCACAAGCUUUCAAUGGCUUAACAUCCCUGAGGCUGCUCCACUUAGAGGGAAACAUGUUACACCAGCUGCAUCCCGGCACAUUCUCCACGUUGACGUUUCUGGAUUAUUUCAGACUCUCUACUAUAAGACACCUCUACCUCGCAGACAACAUGAUCAGGACUCUGCCCACGGGGAUGCUGCAGAACAUGCCGCUCCUGGAGAAUCUUUACUUGCAUGGGAACCCAUGGUCAUGCGACUGUGAGAUGAAGUGGUUUCUGGAGUGGGACGCCAAAUGGAAAGGGACUCUGAAGUGUAAGAAGGACAAAGCCUAUGAAGGUGGUCAGUUAUGUGCCAUGUGCUCCAGUCCCCCCACACUGCACCAACAAGAGAUUCACAAGCUGAAGGACAUUACUUGUCUGAAGCCUUCCAUAGAGUCCCCUCUGCGACAGAACACGAGUAAGAACAGCGAGGAGGAGGAGGAUCUAGAAGAGGACGGUGACAGCCAGCUUUCUCUGGAGAGGUUCCAAUUCCCCCCAUGGAACAUCUCUUUGAACAUGACCGAUGAGCACGGGAACACAGUGAACUUGGUCUGCGACAUCAAGAAGCCAAUGGAUGUGUACAAAAUUCACUUGAACCAGACAGACCCUCAAGAGAUUGACAUAAACGCAACGGUUGCCUUGGACUUUGAGUGUCCGAUGACUCGGGAAAACUAUGAGAAGCUGUGGAAACUCAUCGCCUAUUACAGUGAGGUCCCUGUGAGGCUGAACCAAGAACUCAUGCUCAGCAAAGACCCCAAGGUCACCUACCAGUACAGGCAAGAUGUGGACGAUGAUGCUCUCUACUACACGGGAGUCAGAGCCCACAUUGUCGCAGAACCGGAAUGGGUCAUGCAGCCGACCAUAGAUCUCCAGCUCAACCGACGUCAGAGUACGGCCAAAAAGGUGCUGCUGUCCUAUUAUUCCCACUAUGCAUUAACAAUACCCACCAAAGAGGCAAGGCAGUCUCGGAGCAGAAGCUGGGUGAUGAUUGAGCCCAACAGAGCAGUGCAGAGAGCUCAGACUGUGUUGGAAGGGAGCCCAUGCCAGCUAAGCUGCAACGUGAAGGCUUCUGAGAGUCCGUCCAUCUUCUGGGUCCUCCCGGAUGGCUCGGUCCUCAAAGCACCGAUGGAGGAUGAAAAUGGCAAGUUUUCCAUCCUCACCAGUGGCUGGCUGAGGAUCAAAUCGACAGAGCAGUCAGACUCGGGUUUGUACCAGUGCAUUGCUCAGGUGAGGGAUGAAAUGGACCGGAUGGUGUACAGGGUCCUUGUCCAACCACCUGCCACACAGCCCCCCGAUGGUCAUAUGGUGACAAUUCAGAAGAACCCAGGGGAGCCAGUGAUGUUGCCUUGCAGUGCUCUGGCUGUCCCUGAAGCCCAGCUCAGCUGGAUUCUUCCAAACAAACGGAUAAUUAAUAAUUCGGCCAACAGCUCACAUGCAUACAUGUUGGCAAAUGGAACUCUUUCCAUCCCAAAGGUCCAAGUCAGUGAUGGCGGUUACUACAGAUGUGUGGCUGUCAACCAGCAAGGGGCAGAUCAUUUUACCGUGGGGGUCAUGGUGAACAAGAAAGGAUCUGGCAGGUCAUCCAAAAAGGGCAGACACCCAGGUGGGAAGACUCUUUCCAGAGUGCUAGGAGAUGUCGUGGACGACGAAGGGGGUUCAGGCAUAGGAGAUGAGGAGAACACUUCAAGGAGAGGUCUACAUACAAAGGACCAAGAGGUACUCAUCAAAACAAAAGAUGAUGCCACCACCGGAGGUAAAAAACCCAAGAAAGGGCGAAGAAAACUCAAACCCUGGAAGAAUUCUGAAAAAGAACCUGAGACGAACAUCGCAGAAGGUCGCCGAGUGUUUGAGUCCAGGCGAAGGAUAAACAUGGCAAACAAACAGAUUAAUCCAGAGCACUGGGCAGAUAUUUUAGCAAGAGUACGUGGGAAAAAUCUCCCAAAAGGAACUGAAAUACCCCAGGUCAUUCAAACCACCACUCCUCCAUCCGUGAGUCCAGAAGUGACACCCCUUCUGCCUGCUGUUCCUCCUCCCUCGAUAUCUCCUGCAUGGACCACAACCAGUGCCGAAGAAACCUCAGCAGAUGUGUCUCUGUUUGGUGAGGAGGAUGAGGUUUCCAGUACUGUGUCCUCAACCAAGAUGGGACUGGAAAGUGGACAGGAUGGAGGAAUUAUUUCUGAGCCCAAAGUCACAAGCACACAUCUGGAAGAAUUCAUUGACCAUGACUUUUCUAACACUGAGGAUACAACUCCUGCUGAAGUUGACCCAAGGUGGGCUACAGCCAGCACCCCAAUAUUCAUGCCUCAUGAGUCUUCUCCUACUCUGCAAACCCUAGACCUGGUCUCUGAGGAGUCCACCAGUGAAAAUACAGCCACAGAGAGCUGGCCUCCAGUAGAUGCUGGAUCCAUUCCAGAGCCUACGUCAAAUGAGUAUGAGUCUCCAUUGGAUGCUGUCUCUUUGGCUGAGUCCGAGACUAUACCGUAUAUGCCCCCAGAUUUGGAGACUAACCCACAACCAGAUGCAGAGAACAUGGAAGAGCUGACCUCCACUCCCUUUCUGCCCACCACCGUUUUAUGGGUUGAUGACUCCAGGACAUCGGAACCCAUAGGAGGGCUCACAUUGGGGGAGCCAGAUGCUCUAUCACAAGGCCAUCCACAGGGAGAAACAGACGACAGACACCUUGUGAAAGGUGCCUUGAGCACUCAAGGCAACCUGUUGACUGAAAAGGGCAGAGAGGAGAAUUCCGAGGCCCUACAGGAAGGAGAUAUGCCAGAGAGAGACCCCACAAGCUCCCAAAGUCCUGAGAGUAUGGGAAAGCAUGUGGGAUCUACCACUCUUCAUGACUCGGCUCUGGGAGUGAAUGGUGUCACUCCCUUUAAACAUCCCAGGGAGACCACACUUGGCUCUCUCUUUGACAAAGUCACCACCAUGGUGGCAGCAGUGAUGCCAACUGAGAAGGCCACUUUGCCUCUGGAGCUGACCACUCAGCCUUCUCGAAAGAGACCCAAUGGGAGGAGGAGAUUUCGUCCCCACAGAUUCCGACACCGUCAUAAACAAACUGUGCCCACGACUUUCGCCCCAGUGGAGGCGUUUUCUACUCGACCAACUCAAGCACCCGAAGGAAAGGCUCCAGACCGCGUGUGGAGUACAACAGGAGCAAAAUCUUGGGUUGACAGCACCGUUGGUAUCCCCAAGCAGUCGGAGAUGGAGAAGCAGGCAGAACCCAUAGCCAAGGGGACCCCACGAAGGAAACAUGGGAAGAGACCAAAUAAACAUCGGUAUUUCACUUCUAUGGUGAGCUCUCCAGCCUCUGCAACCACACCCAGCCCUUCUCUGGAAAACAAACAUAAAAAUGUCAUUGCCCCUGGUUUGGAAACUGUACUCUCAUCGAUAACCAUUUCCCUGACAACUGGGGACCCUCAUGGGAGAGCUGCUGUGACUACCACAAAAAGGCACUUACCAUCCAAUAAAUUCCAAGAGACGAUUCCACUCACCCCUAAGCCUAUAUGGGAUGGAGAAGAAAUGAAGAAUUAUGGUGUCACAAACAUCGAGGACUAUAAAACUGACAGCUCAGUCCCUGACUACUCCUUCACUAAUGCCACAUCACCUCCUGGCUCGGAGGUCUCCACUGUGGGAGAAUUUCAGGAGGAAUCCGCUCCCUCUGGCUUUCCAGGAACCUCACACUGGAAUACCCCAAGGGUAGACCAGCCUGGGAGGCUGCAGACAGACAUACCUCUUGCCAGCUCCACGGAAACCUUUACAGACUCACCUUUUCUUAAACAGGUGGAGGACCUGGGUGUUCCUUCUGAGUUUCCACCAUCCGUUGCAGCCUCUACACUGUUUCAACCAGAAAAAGAGGUUGUUUCAACCACUGUCUCAAGCAUAAAAGUAGAACCAUCUUCAAGUAAGGCAGAAACCACCAUCCAUGCUCAAGAUCAUCAUGAAAGCACUCCAGCUGAAAUUAGACCUCGGCAUCACACCACAACUCCUCUUCAGAUGGAGAAGACAGCAUCCCCACCCCCGGCCACCACUCUUGUGUCUUUGGUACAGACCUUCACGAAGCCCACACCUCUUCCUUCAAAGACACCUCCAACAUCAACAGAUUCCAAGGAAAAUGUUUUCUUGAAUUACGUGGGGAUUCCAGAAGCCAAAGCACCCCCAGUGAAUAAUGAGGGGACUCAACAUAUAUGGACACCAAAUGAAUUAUCUACCCCUUCUUCCAACCAGGAUAAAUUUAACCCAGCUCCAAAGCAGCAGUUGGAAAAGGAAGCCUUGGAUGGAAAGACCCCUAACAGUCUUCCACAUGGCCGCGAUGGUAACCACCAGAACGGGAGAGUCCAAAUGUUCCCCCAGCCAGCCAGAAUUCCUGCCAAACCGAUCCCGCCUAGGGGGACAGUGAGACCACCACAUACGGACACAGAAGGCUCCUUUAGAUUCUUUGUAACUUUCCAGCCCCCUCGUCACUUGACCAACAAACCAGGAAUAACGGCGUAUCCUUCAAGGGUUUUGCCAGAGAACAAGCAGUUCACGACUCCAAGAUUAUCAAGUAGGACAACUCCCGUUGUUCCAGUGCAUAAGCCCAAACCUGGCAUCCCCACUAAGUUGACUGACCAAGGGAUGGACCAGUUCAACAGCAACUCCAAAGUGUUUGGGAACAACAACAUCCCGGAUCUCAGAGACCCCGUUGGCAAGCUUCCAAGUGCAAGAGUUCUGCAUCAACCCAAUGGAAGAUUCCCUUUCUUUUUCAAUAGGACUCUGUCUUUCCCGCAGUUGGGAGUUACUCUGAAACCCCAGACGCCUACCUCUCCUGCCCCCGUGAUAAGAGAGAGAAAAGUCAACCCAGGUCCCUACAAUAGGAUACAUUCUCAGAGCAUCAUCCACGUGGACUUUGGUCCCCCGGCACCUCCAUUAUCGCACACACCCCAGGCCACGGGGCCACCCUCCACAAACUUACAGAACAUCCCUGUGGCCUACUCCACCCGGAGCUCCAUACCCUUCAUGGCGUCUUCUGGCCAGCCUUCCAGAAGCUUCCAUCAGAGCAGCUCAAAGCUCUUCUCUGCUGCAGGACCCCCUGCAUCCAACUUUUGGACGGUUGGGGAAAAGCCCCAAAUCAUCACCAAAUCCCCUCAGACUGUGUCUGUCACUGCGGAGACAGAUGCUGUGUUCCCAUGUGAGGCCACAGGAAAGCCCACACCUUUCAUUACAUGGACAAAGGUUUCUACAGGUGCUCUCAUGACCCCCAACACCAGAGUGCAACGGUUCGAGGUCCUGAAGAACGGGACCCUUGUCAUCCAAAAGGUGCAAGUGCAGGACCGAGGCCAGUACCUGUGCACCGCCAAAAACCUGCAUGGGGUAGACCGGAUGGCCGUCCUGCUGACCGUCACUGUGCAGCAGCCCCAGAUCCUCGCCUCCCACUACCAGGACGUCACCGUUUACCUGGGAGACACUAUCGCCAUGGAGUGUCUCGCCAAGGGAACCCCAGCUCCCCAAAUCUCCUGGAUUUUCCCGGACAGGAGGGUGUGGCAGACCGUGUCCCGCGUGGAGGGCAGAAUCACGCUGCACGAAAACCGGACCCUGUCCAUCAAAGAGGCCUCUUUCUCAGACAGGGGAGUGUACCAGUGUGUGGCCAGCAAUGCGGCGGGCGCGGACAGCCUGGCCAUCCGCCUCCACGUGGCGGCCCUGCCGCCGGUCAUCCACCAGGAGAAGCUGGAGAACAUCUCGCUGCCCCCGGGGCUCAACAUCCACAUCCACUGUACGGCCAAGGCUGCGCCCCUGCCCAGCUUGCGCUGGGUGCUGUGGGACGGAACCCAGAUCCGCCCGUCGCAGUUCAUCAACGGGAACCUGUUCGUCUUCCCCAACGGCACGCUCUACAUCCGCAACCUGGCGCCCAAGGACAGCGGCCGCUACGAGUGCGUGGCCGCCAACCUGGUGGGCUCCGCGCGCAGGACGGUGCAGCUGACUGUACAGCGCGCGGCGGCCAACGCGCGCAUCACCGGCACCUCCCCGCAGAGGACCGAUGUGCGCUACGGCGGGACUCUCCGCCUGGACUGCAGCGCCUCGGGGGACCCCUGGCCACGCAUUCUCUGGCGACUGCCAUCCAAGCGCAUGAUGGACUCUAUUUUCAGCUUUGACACCAGAAUCAAGGUGUUUGCCAAUGGGACCCUGGUGGUGAAAUCCGUCACAGACAAAGAUGCAGGGGAUUACCUGUGUGUUGCCAGGAAUAAGGUUGGAGAUGACUUUGUCGUGCUGAAGGUGAACGUGGUCAUGAAACCAGCCAAGAUUGAGCACAAGGAGGAGAAUGACCACAAGGUCUUUUACGGGGGUGACCUGAAAGUGGACUGUGUGGCCACUGGGCUUCCCAACCCCGAGAUCUCCUGGAGCCUCCCGGAUGGCAGCCUGGUCAACUCCUUCAUGCAGUCUGAUGACGGUGGUGGCCGUACCAAGCGUUACGUUGUUUUUAACAAUGGGACCCUCUACUUCAAUGAGGUGGGCAUGCGGGAGGAAGGGGAUUACACCUGCUUUGCUGAAAACCAGGUUGGUAAAGAUGAGAUGAGGGUGCGGGUCAAGGUGGUGACCCAGCCCGCCGCCAUCCGGAACAAGACAUACUCCGUGGUCCAGGUCCCCUACGGUGAUGUGGUCACGGUAGCGUGUGAAGCCAAAGGGGAGCCCACACCCAGGGUGACGUGGCUUUCUCCAACCAACAGGCUGAUCCCUGCCUCCUCCGAUAAGUAUCAGAUUUAUCAGGAUGGCACUCUCCUCAUUCAGAAAGCUCAGCGCUCAGACAGCGGCAAUUACACCUGUGUGGUCAGGAACAGUGCCGGGGAGGACAGGAAAACGGUCUGGAUUCACGUCAACGUCCAGUCGCCCACCAUCAACGGGCACCCCAACGCCAUCACCACAGUGCGGGAGAUCGCUGCUGGCGGGAGCCGCAAACUCAUUGACUGCCAGGCAGAAGGCAUCCCCACCCCAAGAGUCUUGUGGGCCUUUCCCGAGGGCGUGGUUCUGCCAGCCCCAUACUAUGGGAACCGGAUCACCAUCCAUCGCAAUGGCACGUUGGACAUCAGGAGUCUCAGGAAGAGUGACUCUGUGCAACUGGCGUGCAUCGGCCGCAAUGAGGGCGGGGAAGCCAGGCUGAUUGUCCAGCUCACUGUCUUGGAGCCCGUGGAGAAGCCCAUCUUCCACGACCCCGUCAGUGAGAAGAUCACGGCCAUGGCCGGCCACACCAUCAGUCUCAACUGCUCGGCCGCAGGGACCCCAACGCCCACCCUGCUGUGGGUCCUUCCCAAUGGGACGGAGCUCCAGAGCGGCCAACAGCUACAGAGGUUCUACCAUAAGAGUGAUGGCAUGUUGCACAUCAGUGGCCUCUCCUCUAUGGAUGCUGGGGCUUACCGCUGUGUGGCCCGGAACUCUGCCGGCUACACGGAGAGGCUGGUCUCUCUGAAGGUGGGCGUGAAACCCGAGAUCAGCAACCAGUACCACAAUCUGGUGAGCAUCAUCAACGGGGAAACCCUACAGCUGUCCUGUAUUCCUCCAAGGGGCCGGCCGGCUCGUUUCUCUUGGACACUUCCCAACACCAUGCUCUUAGAGGGCCCCCAAAUUCGGGGACGCUUUUCCCUCUGGGAAAAUGGUACCCUCACGGUCCGUGAUGCCUCUGUGUUUGACAGGGGGACCUACAUGUGCAAGGUGGACACUGAGUACGGCUCCUCCGUCAUGAACUUUCCGGUGAUCGUGAUAGCAUAUCCUCCCCGGAUCACCAGCGAGCCAACACCCGUCAUCUACACGCGACCCGGCAACACCGUCAAGAUGAACUGCAUGGCCAUGGGGAUUCCCAAAGCCGAGAUCUCCUGGGACCUACCAGACAAAUCGCACCUGACGGCCGGGGCGCAGGCCCGUCUCUAUGGGAACAGAUUCCUUCACCCCCAAGGUUCCUUGACCAUCCAGCAGGCCACGCACAGAGAUGCAGGCUUCUACAAGUGCACUGCAAAGAACAUCCUAGGCACUGACUCAAAGACUACUUAUAUCCACGUCUACUGAAAUGCCUCCUCCCAAGACACGGACUCCACCGCCAUUGCUUGGGAAGUUAGAACAAAGCAUCAUUUGUAAGGAAAGACACCGCGUCCGGUUGGUCAGAACUCUUAACUGAUCUGUCAUGGUGCUCGGUGGCCCCUGGCCGGGUUUCAGGUUCAUGUUGAUUUUGACCUCUGCUUGCCAGCAAAAGGAAACAAUGCAGACACGGGAAGGAUGGUUCAGCCUCUCCGGGGACUUUCAUUCACGUUUACAGCAUGCCACCUACUCGCAUCCGGCGUUUCGCAGGAGAUGGGCUCAUCCUGAAGACACCAUAUGUGCUCCACUGGGCAUGUGUAGCAGACCUAAGGAGCACUCACUGAACAUAAACCAUAGAGAUGACCGGUGCCUUGCUGCCUUGUUGAAGACACGUCCCCUAGUUAACCUGUUGCCGUCUUAACAUAAUAGAAUGUUCUAGAAUGACUACCCAUCUUUUACUUACUUCCUGUCACUUUAGAACUCCAGCUUGCCCUCUAAGGGCUUAGAACCACAGGGACUGAUGUUUUUGUAACAUAUGACUUCCAUACAAUACAGCUACCAUUUUAUAUGGAACUCACUUUUUUUUUUUUUUUAUAUAAUGGAACUCACUCUCUCCCUGGAACUCACUUUUUAUAUAAUGUCUUACAUAAAGACAUUUUAUAUUUUCUUUCCAAUCAGACGAUGAGGCUAGAAAGAAAGAAAUGCUUUCUGUCUCAUUAAAAAUAAUAAAUUAUUGGUCUUUACAAGACUUGGAUACACGCGAGCAGGCAUGGAAAAAUAAUUGUAAAAACAAAUCCCCUAUAGUUCCUUGAGCAAAUUCAGUAACUGCUAUUUUACUACCUUCCCCAGCAACCCUAUGGUUUCGGAGGCUGGGAUGCUGGAUUUCCUUGUUUGUGGGUUUAUCUUGAGAGCUGAAGUUGGGGGAGAGGGCAGGAGAGAGCUAAGCCAUGACCCUGCACAGUGAAUCCAAAGCCUCCUGGAAAAGCCCGGAACUGUCUCCUCCAUCCAACCCCCUAUCAAUGUGUGCUCAUGGAAACUAGGACACAUGUUAUCCCCAUGACUGCUUUACUGUAUUUUUAAGGUCAAUAUAAUGUACAUUUGAUAAUAAAAUAAUAUU